Fusarium falciforme is the source of this 2427-nucleotide messenger RNA. RefSeq lists its product as hypothetical. The transcript is spliced from 4 exons. The record is from RefSeq and is a predicted model, not a curated record. The coding region runs from base 1 to 2427 and encodes 808 amino acids. NCBI's taxonomy places the organism in Eukaryota, Fungi, Ascomycota, Sordariomycetes, Hypocreales, Nectriaceae.
AUGACCAGCAACGACAGCGAGGAAAGCCGUUCUCGUGGCAACAUCUCACCAGACAUGGAUCUUGAGAAAGAUGUUAGACCAGAUCAUUCGCCUUAUGCCAGUGAAACCUGUGCUGUCUUGUUUCGGGACGGGAAGAGGCUUUACAUUCCGAGAGAUCUUCUCAACCAAGUCGAGCCGAUCUCUCGCUCUCUUUUUAGGGGCGGCCCUAAACUCAAGGCCCAUCUCACCGAUAUCACUUCCGCGACCGGUCAUGUUCUAUUGCACUUUCUGGUAUGCGGUGUCUAUCAAUGUCUCAGACCCGAGGGCGACAGCCUGGAGAAAAGGCGAGCUUCUGAGUUCAAGACUGCUCUUGACGUAUACGUCGCGGCCGACUCGCUUCAGCUCCCUCGCCUCCGCGAUCUCGCGCGAAGAGAAAUAACCAGGGUCGGCGACACGCUCAGUCUGCCGUCUAUCAUAUCGGCCAUCGAAGACUCCGACGUGUCUUUCAAGACGCUCCCCGGCGUCAUCGCGUAUGUCGAAUCUCGUAUCCUCUCCUUCGGCGAAGAAGCGACACCUGCGGCUAUCGACAGCAUGCUCUCUGAGCUCGAGGGGCCAAACACACUGAGCCGGACCCUGUUGAAGAGCAUGGUGCUCCUCAAGAGUUCAGAGUUGUUCAAACAACAACAAGAGUUCCACGAGAAUGAGGGUCAAGUAUUUUUUGGGACUCCCGAAAAUGUGUUGGAGGAUAAGAUGAGGAAGAGAAGGAUGUCGCCCACAGAGCAGGCUAUGAAAGAGGCUGAGGCGAAAGCCGAGACUAUAUCCAAGGAGAAGGAAAUGUUUCCGUUGGCGGAAAAAGCCGUUUCUGAAAAAGAGGAAGCCUCCCCGGCAGAGGAAGCACCUGCAGAGGAAGCACCUGCAGAGGAAGCACCUGCAGCGGAGCCAGAUGAAAGACCUGCAGAGGAAACACCUACAGCGGAGUCAGAUGAAAAACCUACAGAAGAAACACCUACAGCGGAGUCAGAUGAAAAACCUGCAGAGGAAGCUGUUUGGGAAACGCAAUCCCGUCUUGAUAAGGAGGAAAUCGAUGCUCUGAUUUAUAAAAAGGCGAAAAGGGGGGGAAGUCUGUUGAAGAGAGACAGAAUGCGCCUUGAGUUGCUUCUUGGAAGGUCCCUAACUCGAGCUGACCUGGCUCAACCCGAGGCCGCUGCACUCCCGGCCAUGGACGCAAGCAUGCCGUUCGACGACAUAUACUCUGUUGCCGAUGGCACCUGUGAUGGCAAUUCGGAAUCACAAGAUGAUGAAAGACCCUUCCUCUUGUCUUCCGACUCUGAAGAUCCCGGCCAGGGCUCGGACGUCGAGGUCGUGGAGAACCGGCCACAACGCUCACCAUAUGCGAGCGGCAUAGUUGCUCUCCGAUUCAGUCCCAGCCAAACACUUCGCAUCCCUCGUCAGUUCCUGGAGAAAACCCCGCUUGCCGCUCGUCUCGCGUGGUGCGAACCGCCCAACGAGAUGGAUCUGGGAUCCAUCCAGUUCGAUGCCGGCCACGUCAUUGUGAACUUCCUCGUGACGGGUAGAUACCAGUGCCUCGAGCCUUGGGGAACUACUGCCGCCGAAAAGUACUCCUCGGAGUUUAGAACUGCCCUUCGCGUGUACAUGGCUGCCGAAUCUCUCGGCUUGACGGACCUCUUCAACGUUGCACAAGAAGAGGUCAAGAAGGCUGGAGACAAGUUGAGCUUCCCUCAAAUUGUAGACAACGUCCACUUUCUGGACCUCUUUCAUGCACACUUUCCGUGGAUAGGCGAGUAUGUCCAGUCUCGCAUGGUCUCCUUUUGGGAGAACACCACGGUCGAACAGGCGACCAAGAUGACGUCUGAUGUCUUGGGCCCUUCAAACCUACACAAGAUACUUAUCAGCGGGCUAGUGAAGAUUAAGGCUUCUUCCAGAUGGCCUCGGGGGCAUGAAUCGACCAUCAGAGAUAUGAAAACCCCGAAAGGUCGCGUUGAAGUCUUAGCUCCUUUCAGCCAGAUGCUUGAGAGACUAAAGAUUGCGAAUGAAAAGAUGUUGAAGUUUUCUGCAGAGCUGAAUAAGGUGGUAGUCUUGCAGGAGGGCAUGAAAGAGAAGUCGGGUUCAAGCAGCUCGCCCAAACAGCAGGACGAACCACGCCUUCAGAUGCCUGAGGUCACCCUCCUCCAGCAAACGCCGGAUCUGCCCCCAAAGAAAGGAGUGAAAGAGGUCGAGCAGGAAGCUGUUUUGGAACAAUGCGAACUGAGAUCUCUCAUGUCUAAAAGCCUCGACAGGGAGGAGACCCCGUUGGAGUUUUCCUGGGCCGACCAGAGACGCCUUAACGUGCUUGAGCAAAAGAGCCACAGGAGGGCCGACGUCUUGAAUGCGAAAAGACAUUGGGAUCGGAUUGAUCUCCAACGACGCAGCUUUCAAGGAUGCUAUUAG